Messenger RNA from Batrachochytrium dendrobatidis JAM81, 1488 nucleotides. RefSeq names its product amidophosphoribosyltransferase. Lineage: Eukaryota; Fungi; Chytridiomycota; Chytridiomycetes; Rhizophydiales. Gene Ontology annotation, cellular component: cytoplasm. Gene Ontology annotation, biological process: purine nucleotide biosynthetic process; purine nucleobase biosynthetic process. Gene Ontology annotation, molecular function: amidophosphoribosyltransferase activity. The transcript has 11 exons. The record is from RefSeq and is a predicted model, not a curated record. The annotation marks the transcript as partial.
AUGUGUGGAAUCAUUGGUGCUAUUCUGUCUGACCAUCAACAGUUGGUUAACUCUGAGAUAUAUGAAUGUCUGGGUUUGUUGCAGCAUCGUGGUCAGGAUGCUGCAGGAAUCAUCACCUGCAACAACAAGGGCAGACUAUAUCAAUGCAAAUCCAAUGGCAUGGUACGAGAUGUUUUUGUUCCAUCUCAACUAACUGGUUUGCUUGGACAUAUGGGUGUAGGACAUGUGAGAUACCCAACCGUUGGUUCAUCGUCAAAUUCUGAAGCACAGCCAUUCUACGUCAACAGUCCCUAUGGCCUUGUUCUUUCUCAUAAUGGCAAUCUUACAAACGCCGACGAGUUACGUGUAUUCCUUGAUCAAGAUGCUCACCGCCAUGUCAAUACCAACUCGGACUCUGAGCUACUUAUUAAUAUUCUCGCCAACAACUUGCAGCAAACGGGAAAGUUCAGAACAAACGAAGAAGAUAUUUUUACUGCUAUUACUAAGCUUUAUGAGCAAUGUCGUGGUGGAUAUGCUUGCAUUGCCAUGAUUGCUGGGUUUGGUUUAAUUGGUUUUCGAGAUCCCAAUGGAAUUCGCCCGCUCAUUUAUGGUGAACGUGUCUCUGCAGACGGCAAGGGAAAAGACUACAUGAUUGCAUCUGAAAGUGUCUGCCUUGAAGCUCUUGGCUAUUCCAACUUUCAAGACGUGAAACCUGGCGAAUCAGUCAUUUUUACUCCCAAUACCAUCAGUCGUCGACAAUGCAUUGAGCCAAGACUUUUCACGCCAUGCAUCUUUGAAUAUGUGUACUUUGCUCGUCCAGAUUCAGUUAUGGAUGGCAUUUCUGUUUACAAGGCGCGUUUAGCUAUGGGCGAAGCUCUUGCCAACGCUGUUGUAGAAAAGCUUGGAAAAGAUAUGGAUAUCGAUGUUGUCAUUCCAGUUCCUGAUACCAGUCGAACGUCUGCUCUGCAAGUAUCAUACAAACUCGGCAAACUAUACAGAGAAGGAUUUAUCAAGAAUAGAUACAUUGGUCGUACAUUCAUUAUGCCUGAUCAGCAACUUCGUGUUAAAUCUGUGCGUCGCAAGCUCAAUCCCAUGCCCAUGGAGUUUGCUGGAAAAAGUGUAUUGAUUGUUGAUGAUACAAUUGUACGUGGCACAACUUCACGCGAGAUUGUUCAAAUGGCAAGAGAGGCAGGUGCUCGUAAAGUGUAUUUUGCUUCUUGUGCACCAGCAAUUAGAUUUCAGAACGUGUAUGGUAUUGAUAUGCCUACACGAUCGGAACUUAUUGCUUUUGGAAAAAAAGAUGAUGAAGUUGCAGACGCCAUUGGUGCAGACUGUGUGAUUUUCCAGAAUCUGGAGGACCUGAUCGAAUCUGUAGCCAAAUUUAACACUAAUAUCACCACGUUUGAUGUAUCUGUAUUCAAUGGUAACUAUGUUACUGGAGAUAUCGACACAUCGUAUAUGAUGCACCUUGAGCAACAACGCAGCGAAUUGACCAAGAGUGACAGGAUG